Molecule: messenger RNA, 2841 nt
Organism: Calypte anna (Anna's hummingbird)
Lineage: Eukaryota; Metazoa; Chordata; Aves; Apodiformes; Trochilidae
Gene: TGS1
Product: trimethylguanosine synthase 1
Exons: 13
Coding region: 34-2673 (879 amino acids)
Biological process (GO): 7-methylguanosine cap hypermethylation; 7-methylguanosine RNA capping
Cellular component (GO): nucleus
Molecular function (GO): RNA cap trimethylguanosine synthase activity
Source: RefSeq, a predicted model, not a curated record
UUGCGGUGUCGCGGCGUGAAUUGUCCUGCCGAGAUGGUACCGGAGCCGCAGGGGCGGCUGGUGGCGGAGCUGCUACUGGGGGCGGGGGAAGCCCGCAGCAUCCUCUGCCUCUGCUCCCGCGCCUUCGUCGAAGAUCGAAAAUUGUAUAAACUGGGAUUAAAAGGAUUUUAUGUCAAAGGUGACAAUGACAGUACAGGGGAGGAGCAAGCAUCUGAGGAGGAGAACCAUUACCCCAAUGGGACAACAAAAGGGGGUACGAACCAUGCUCUCGACCCUGAAGAAGCUGAACUAGACUCGGAGGCUGAGCUUAUGAAGAGCAUGGGAUUGCCUCUUCAGUUCGGUGGGCAGUCAGCCCACAGGGACUUUGUGGCAACAGAAAAUCAUAGAAAGAGAAAUAACAUGAAAAUUGUGAAAAGGAAAAAGAAGAAGAAAAACGAGUUACAGCAAAAACAUGAGGAGAAAACGGGCCAGGAUCAAGCUUGUGGUGAUUGUAUCCAGUCUGUUUCUGCUGAACUGGCAUUAGCUACAGAGCUACAUGAAAACAGCAGCAAACCUCAGGCUGGAAAUGAAGGGAACUGUGAAAAUUCAGAAAGUCUUGCAAAUGAGGCUUUACCCAGUGAACUUAAAGGAAAAUGGGAGAAGUACUGGAGUGAGUAUGGAGAGACUCUUCUUUGGCAAGGUUGGCUGGAGAAGCAUCAAGAGGUCUCAUUGUCUGAGGCUGCAACAGCCUCUGAGCCUUGGAAUAGUCCAGCUACCAGGGAAGAGUGGGAGCAACAUUACAGUGAACUGUACUGGUAUUAUCUGGAACAGUUUAAAUACUGGACAAGUCAAGGAUGGACUACUGAGAGCUCACAUGGUGACAAUGUGGAAGUUAAUGGAGAUACCCAGGAGACAGGUCUUUUGGGGAAAAUGGAUGUGGUUAGCCCAGGGGCUGAAUGCACUGAAGUGCUGAGCUUGGAGCUGUCUCCUUCAAAAAUCAGAAGUGAGGACAUUCUCCCUGCAAGUGCUGAGCCCCACAGUAAAAUAAUCUCUGGGAUUUGUAGGUUAAGUUUGAAUUUGGAGGAAGUGGAGCAGAGCAGUGCAGCUCUACCAGUAGCCCACCAAGGUCUUCAAGAGCGUGGUUCAUCUGACAGUGAAAGCCAGAAGGAGCCCUGUGAUGGAGGAACCAGGAAGAGGAGUGCAUCUUGUGAAAAUAAAAGUAUUAACCAAUCAGGUUCACAGGGGCCAUGUAGCUUGAAAUCAAAUGACAAGGAGCAGUUGCUGCUUCACAACCAAGAUGAAGAUGAGGAUGAAGAGCCUCCUGAAUACAGACAUACCAAAGUCAAAAGAAGCCAUGAACUGGAUGUGGAUGAGAACCCAGUGGAAGAUCCUGAGGAAACUUGCUCUGUUUUGGGUUUCAAGUGUGGCACGGGACAAAAGUAUGGUGGAAUUCCUGAUUUCACCCACCGGAGUGUCCAGUACUUGGAGAAAAAAGCAAAACUCAGGUCCAAAUUCUUGGAUAUGCGUAAACCAAGAAAGAGCAAAAACACACACAUCUUCUUUACAGAGGAAUCUGAAAUGUCUUGCAAAAAAAGUAAAACUUUGAAGAAGGUGGAAGCAUUUUUGAAGCAGGUUAAUAAGCCUGAGGAGGAGGCCACAUCCCAGACAGCCUCCCUUGAGGGUAAAGCGGAGGCAUCAUCAGGAAGCAGCGACUUGGAGGAUCAAGAAGGCAUUGCUGCCUCACAGGUGGCAACACUGAAUGCUGAAAAUGAAAACCCACCAUCUUCCAGCAUGGCUGGGUGUGAUCCUGGAAGGAGUAACGUUGAGGAGGAAGCUCAGGAUGUGGCAAUGAGUGGCUGUGAUGGUUGGGAUGCGGGGAGGAAGGAGCACAGCUGUGGGCGGCAGCUGGUCCCUCUGGAUAUUCCUGAUUAUCUCCAGGCAGAGACAGAGGAUGUCGGCCAAGUUGCAGAUGAAAAAAUUAUUGCAAAGAAGAAGGAGAAAAAAAAGAGGAGAAGGAAAAAAAAUGCACUGGGAACUAUACCUGCUGAGAUUGCUGCUGAUCCAGAGCUGGCCAAGUACUGGGCACAGCGCUACCGACUGUUCUCUCGGUUUGAUGAGGGAAUUAAAUUAGACAGAGAAGGCUGGUUUUCUGUUACUCCUGAGAAAAUAGCUGAGCACAUUGCUGUCCGUGUCAGCCAGUCGUUCAACUGCGAUAUCAUAGUGGACGCGUUCUGCGGGGUUGGGGGAAACGCCAUUCAGUUUGCAUUGACCUCAAAAAGAGUGAUUGCUAUUGAUAUUGAUCCCGAGAAGCUCAGUCUUGCCCGGAACAACGCCGAGGUGUACGGCGUGGCGGAUCAGAUAGAAUUUGUGUGUGGAGACUUCAUGGUGCUGGCUGCUGACCUCCAAGCUGAUGUUGUGUUCCUCAGCCCACCCUGGGGGGGGCCUGACUAUGCCACUGCUGAAAUCUUCGAUAUCCAAACCAUGAUUUGCCCAGAUGGAUUUGAAAUUUUCAGGCUCUCCAAGAAGAUCACCAACAACAUUGUGUACUUUCUACCUCGGAACGCUGACAUUGAUCAGGUGGCUUCCUUAGCAGGGCCAGGAGGAAAAGUUGAAAUAGAACAAAAUUUUCUCAAUAACAAACUGAAGACAAUAACAGCUUAUUUUGGUGAUCUGAUAAGGCAUGACAUCUCCUGAAUUUAGCCUGGAUUCAUCCAAACCCAACCUUCCUGACUGCUGCUUUGCUGAAGCUUUUGUACAGCUGGCUCAUCAAAAUUACUUAAAGCCAUUUUUUGCUUUAAUUUCUGUUUACAGAAAUUUGUUCUGUUUAUUGCUACUGUCAAUAAAUGUUUUAUAAUAAUUUUG